Encephalitozoon romaleae SJ-2008 is the source of this 1110-nucleotide messenger RNA. Its product is annotated as alpha/beta hydrolase fold protein. The transcript has a single exon. The record is from RefSeq and is a predicted model, not a curated record. Gene Ontology annotation, molecular function: monoacylglycerol lipase activity; short-chain carboxylesterase activity. The coding region runs from base 1 to 1110 and encodes 369 amino acids. Lineage: Eukaryota; Fungi; Microsporidia; Unikaryonidae.
AUGGAAGAGAUGAUGCAGUGCAUGUUAGGUGCAGUUAUAAGAAGCAAUGUAAUACAGAUGAUUCUUCUUUAUUCGGUGUUUUAUUUUACCAUGUGUGCAAGACGGCCAGAUGUGUUCUAUAGUGGAAGUAAAAGAGACUCUGUACUUAAGAUGUUAAGCCUUCACAAGAACUACUACCCCCUCUUUUUUGCGCCUUUUGGAACCAUUCAAACCGUUCUUCAGCUAUUUCGAAGAUCUAUUGUUCCCCCAGGGAGGAUAAGCCUUCGGGUAGAGGUACCUCAUAAUGGGCAUAUUCUGCUUGAUCUUGUAGAGACGGACAGAAUGGCAGGAAAGAAUGCUUUAUUAGUCCAUGGAUUCAACGGAUCUGGGGAUUCGACUUAUAUGAGAGGGUUGGCUGGGCAUCUUUCCAGGGAGGGAUACAGGGUCUUCUGUUUCAAUGCAAGGGGGAUCAAAUCUAAACUCGACAGCCCGGUGUUUUUCCAUAUAGGAUGGACUGUAGACUUGAAGGCAACUGCCGAAUUUAUUCUUCGUAACUAUCCUGGAACAUUGGAGAUAUUUGGAUUCAGUAUGGGUGCCAGUUGGGUGACCAAGUUCUUUGGGGAGGAGAAGCUUGAUCCUAGGAUAGUUAAGGGAGGUGCGGUGUGCCUCCCAUUCGACUUCUUCAAAAUAGGGAUCCACUUUCUGAAGAAUCCGUACACCAGGUUCUUCAACAAGCUGUUGGCAAUAAAUUUUGUAAAAUACAUGAACAGAAACAAGGAAGUGUUCAAGAGUGCAGGAUACGAUACAGAUAUAAUAAAAAAGUGCAGCAGUGUUCAGCAGAUAGACAUGAUGGUAACAACAAAGAUUUUUGACAUCAAGGAUGUCAACGAGUAUUACAAGAACCAAUCAUGUGUGAACUACAUUGAAAAGAUAAAUGUUCCCUUCAUCAUAAUCAAUACAUAUGAUGACCCGAUCAUUCCUGCAUUUUCUAUAGACAAGGAGAUGUGUAUGCGAAACAAGAACAUACUGUUAGUAAUAGCUCAUAAAGGAGGUCAUCUAGGCUUUCUGUCAAACAGGCUUGAUAGGACUUGGGCAGAGGAUGUUUUGAUAGACUUUGUUAAUCAUUUCUGA